Molecule: messenger RNA, 1679 nt
Organism: Styela clava
Lineage: Eukaryota; Metazoa; Chordata; Ascidiacea; Stolidobranchia; Styelidae
Product: peptidyl-prolyl cis-trans isomerase-like 4
Biological process (GO): protein peptidyl-prolyl isomerization
Cellular component (GO): nucleus
Molecular function (GO): peptidyl-prolyl cis-trans isomerase activity; RNA binding
Source: RefSeq, a predicted model, not a curated record
UGAACCUUUUUUGUAUUUCAGCUCUGCAUCAUGUCAGUAAUCAUAGAAACAACGAUAGGUGAUAUUACUGUUGACUUAUUUCUUAAAGAGCGUCCCCGAACUUGCCUCAAUUUUCUGAAACUAUGCAAAACAAAAUAUUAUAAUUACUGCGUAUUUCAUUCUGUACAAAGGAAUUUUGUUGCACAGACUGGAGAUCCAACAGGUGCUGGUAGAGGAGGAGAAUCUAUAUUUCAGUCACUUUAUGGAGAUCAAGCAAGAUAUUUUGAUGCUGAAGUAACUCCCAAGAUAAAACACCGAAAUAUUGGUACAAUUUCAAUGGUCAAUGAUGGAAAUGGACAACACGGUUCACAGUUUCUAAUAACUCUUGGUGAAAAUCUGGAUUAUUUAGAUGGUGUCCAUACUGUGUUUGGAGAAGUUGCUGAAGGAUUUGAUGUUUUAACUAAACUAAAUGAAGCAUUUUGUGACAAAGAAAAUCGUCCCUAUAAAGAUAUACGAAUCACACAUACAGUUAUAUUAGACGAUCCGCUGGAUGACCCGCCUGGUUUGAUUAUUCCUGAUCGUUCCCCUGAGCCGACGAAAGAACAACUUGAGAGUUUGUUGAGGAUCGGAGCAGAUGAAGAAAUUGAUGAUACAAAAGGAUUGACUGAAGGGGAAUUAGCGGAACGCGAGGGAAAAGUUGAGGCAGAACAUCAAGCACAGGUUUUAGAAAUCAUAGGAGAUUUACCAGACAAGGAUGUCAAACCUCCAGAUAAUGUUUUAUUUAUUUGUAAACUCAAUCCUGUUACAACAGAUGAAGAUUUAGAAAUAAUAUUCUCAAGAUUUGGUAAAAUUCUGUCUUGUGAAAUAAUAAGAGAUUUCAAGACAAGUGAAUCACUACAAUAUGCUUUUAUUGAAUUCGACAAACCUGAUGAAUGUGAGAAAGCUUACCUGAAAAUGGAUAAUGUAUUAAUUGACGAUCGUAGAAUCCAUGUCGAUUUCAGUCAGUCAGUUUCAAAGAUACAAUACAGAAGAAGUAAUGAUCCAAAACUUGACACAAGUGGAAAGAAAGAUAAGGUAUCGCAUAAAAAUUCAUCACCAGAGCGAAAACACAAAAAGGAACAUAAGAAAAGAGAACGAAUUGAAGAGCAACGUGGACAAAACAAAAACUAUAGAUCGAAUGGAAGUUCUGACAAUGAAGUUCGAUGCGGAAAGCAUCGCAAACGGCGAUCACAUAGUCCACAUAAAAAAUCAUCAAAGUCUGUGAAGAAACACACCAGGUCACCUUCACCCAGAAAGAGUGAAAAACAUUCAAAAUAUGAAAAAGAUAAUUAUUCAAGGCAUCGAGAUGACGAUUCAGGUUAUAAAAAGUCAAAACAUAGGAAAAAGCACAGCAGCAAAUACGAUUGACAUAUUAUUGAAUCUGGGUAAUUACCUCUCUUACUUGGCAGAUUACAAUGCAAUCAGAUGAAGGAUAUAGGCAGAUAAAGUCAUUGGGUCCAUGUUUUGGAUAGCAUAGCAUAAAUAAUUGAAUUGUGGAGUAAAGCUGGGUAUGAAAUAUGAAGCAUUUUGUGGAAUGAACCUAUUAUUAUGUCGGGUUAGUAAAGUUGGGCAUCCCAUUGUUAAAGCAAUUUUUGCAAUAUGUUUUACCUCGUUCCAUGAUAUUUUUACAAGCAUUCAAUAAAGUUUAUCACUUACGGGAA